Molecule: messenger RNA, 811 nt
Organism: Diospyros lotus (date-plum)
Lineage: Eukaryota; Viridiplantae; Streptophyta; Magnoliopsida; Ericales; Ebenaceae
Exons: 1
Coding region: 145-720 (191 amino acids)
Source: RefSeq, a predicted model, not a curated record
UACUACCCGACCCGAUUAUCUCUGCGGCCUCCGUGCUCAAAACACUUAAUACUUUCUUCCUCACUUCCCCAACGAAUCUGCCUACUUCUCCGGUCAAUCACGUUACACCCUCUACCGUCCGAAAACGCUUCUCUCCGGCGGGUAAUGGACGACAACGACGCCGCCGCUCCCCCCACCAAGCUCGCCACCAGCAUCCAGAUAACUGCCCUCGACGGCAUCGUGAACGUGAACUCCCUCUUCACCUUAGCCGUCUUCAUCGGCCUCGCCUGGAACCCCACCGACCCCUCCACCCAACCCCUCAACUUCGACCCGAACUGCCUGCCCACCGCCAAGAUCGCGCAAGACCUCGUCUCCUUCCACGUCUACUCCUUUAGCUCCUUCCUCUUCUCCAGCCUCAUCGCCUUGGCUCUCAAGCAGGCCAUCCGGAUCGCCCGCUCCAGUAACCACUACCCCCGGACGCUCCACAUCCGGGACCUGACCUUCGAUCUCGCCGUCGUAAACAAGAGCGCUCUCCGGGUGGGGUAUUUGGUCUCGGCGGCGGGUUCGGUUUCCGGGUGCAUCUGCUUGAUGAUGGCUCUAAUCAAUGUCGUGCAGUUCAAGCUGGGAGCGCUCGGCUGCGGGAGCUUGCACGUGUACGGCGCUGUUGUGCCUCUCGUGAUCUUGGUCCCCUCUGCGCUUCUCAUCUACGUUUGCUUUGUUCUUUAUGCUUUUACUCGGUAGAGCUGUGUUCUAGGGUUUUGAUGUCAUUGUGCUUGGUGCGAAUUGAGAAUGUUGUUACAUCGGAAUGAAAUGAUUCUGUUUUUGCUUCCCA